Arabidopsis arenosa is the source of this 1736-nucleotide messenger RNA. The record is from the annotation of a GenBank genome assembly. NCBI's taxonomy places the organism in Eukaryota, Viridiplantae, Streptophyta, Magnoliopsida, Brassicales, Brassicaceae.
AACAGAAAGCUUAAAUCCAGACUAUAAAGCAUGACGGAUACAAUGUCUGCUCAUAUGGAUCGACAUAAUAAGCUAGAUUAUGAUGGCUCGGAGGAUGAAAAGAAGACAAAGCUUUGUUCCCUGAAGAAGAAAGCAAUCAAUGCCUCCAACAAAUUCAAACACUCUUUCACCAAGAGAACUCGAAGGAACAGCCGAGUCAUGUCUGUCUCUAUCGUUGACGACAUUGAUCUUGAAGAGCUUCAAGCUGUUGACGCUUUCCGUCAAGCUCUUAUCUUGGACGAGCUCCUUCCUUCCAAACACGAUGAUCAUCACAUGAUGCUUAGGUUUUUGAGGGCAAGGAAGUUUGAUCUUGAGAAAGCAAAGCAAAUGUGGACUGAUAUGAUCCAUUGGAGGAAAGAGUUUGGUGUUGACACAAUCAUGGAGGACUUUGAUUUCAAGGAAAUAGACGAAGUCCUCAAGUACUAUCCUCAAGGUUACCAUGGUGUUGACAAAGAGGGAAGGCCUGUUUACAUUGAGAGGCUUGGCCAAGUGGAUGCCACUAAGCUGAUGCAAGUCACUACCAUCGAUAGGUAUGUCAAGUACCAUGUGAGAGAGUUUGAGAAGACUUUCAAUAUCAAGUUACCAGCUUGCUCCAUUGCUGCCAAGAAGCAUAUUGAUCAGAGCACCACCAUCUUGGAUGUGCAAGGCGUGGGGUUGAAGAACUUUAGCAAGGCUGCUAGGGAUCUUCUUCAGCGUAUCCAGAAGAUCGAUAGCGACAACUACCCUGAGACAUUGAACCGUAUGUUCAUUAUCAACGCUGGUUCUGGAUUCAGGCUUCUGUGGAGCACUGUGAAAUCUUUCCUUGACCCAAAGACCACCGCAAAGAUUCACGUUCUUGGCAACAAAUACCAAAGCAAACUGCUUGAGAUUAUCGACUCCAAUGAACUUCCUGAGUUCUUGGGUGGUAAUUGCACUUGUGCAGACAAAGGUGGAUGUAUGCGUUCAGACAAAGGUCCAUGGAACGACCCUGACAUCUUCAAGAUGGUUCAAAACGGAGAAGGGAAGUGCCCAAGGAAGACAUUGUCAAACAUUGAAGAGAAGACAAUCUCAGUGGACGAGAACACAACAAUGAAAUGUGAUUCCUUUGCGAAGAACAAAUUCGAUGCAGAGAACGCGAAAUUCAUACCGAUGAUUGACAAAACUGUGAAUGCUUCUACUUGGCCUGCAAAUCUCCACAAGUCAAACUAUCCCGAACCUGAAGAUUUAUACUCUGCGGUGAAGCCAUCGCAGAGGAGAGGAGGAGAAGGAUAUUUAUUCGGCGGCGUGAUGUCGUUGAUGAUGGGGAUAAUGACCGUUGUGAGGCUAACGAAAAACAUGCCAAGGAAGCUCACUGAGGCCGCGAUUUAUGGUGGCGAAGCGGAGAAAGCAGAGACUACAAUGGUGUCAAACCAAGAGUAUAUGUCGAUGGUGAAGAGAAUGGCGGAGCUGGAGGAGAAAUGUAGGUAUUUGGACAAUCAGCCGGCAGCCUUCUCGCGGGAGAAAGAACAGAUUCUCACCGCCGCUCUUAGCCGUGUCGACGAGCUUGAGCUUCAGUUGGCUCAGACCAAAAAGACACUGGAGGAAACCAUGGCUACGCAGCAUGAGAUAAUGGCUUAUAUCGACAAGAAGAAAAAGAAGAAGAAGUUCUUCGGAUUCUGAAAGACUUGAUAAUGCCUCAAGACUAUGAAGAAACCUGGAAAUAAAUAAUUAUUAUACAU